Messenger RNA from Raphanus sativus (radish), 765 nucleotides. RefSeq lists its product as uncharacterized. The record is from RefSeq and is a predicted model, not a curated record. The coding region runs from base 1 to 765 and encodes 254 amino acids. The transcript has a single exon. Lineage: Eukaryota; Viridiplantae; Streptophyta; Magnoliopsida; Brassicales; Brassicaceae.
AUGGGUGAAAACGGUCCUUUACGUUUGGGUAUCCCAGUUCAGAGUUCAGUUCAUGAAGCUCUCCUUUCUCGGGAUUGGCAGGUCCCUUAUAGAUCGAGAGACCAAAACGUUGCAACUGUGCGCUCCCUGUUGCAAAAUUAUGCGUCAAAUCAUGAUCUCCUUGUACCUGACAUCUUCCUUUGGGGUCCACAAGACCGCAAGCAACAGGAGUUCUCAACGAAAAUCACAUGGGAGCACUUAAGACCGAAGGAGGAAAAUAAAAGUUGGUUUCCGGCAGUUUGGUUCAAGAAUGCAGUUCCAAAGCACUCCUUUAACUUCUGGGUGGCAAAUCUAGAUCGUCUCCCGGUAAAUGCCAGGUUAGCUCAAUGGAGCCCACACCUCAGUCCUCUCUGUACCUUUUGCUCUGACCAUGAAGAAUCAAGAGAUCACAUGCUCAUUACCUGCGUGUUUGCCACUGAGAUCUGGAACCUUCUUUUCAGACAUCUGGAUAUCUAUCCAAUCCAGUUUCAGUCUUGGAAUGAUCUUAUACUGUGGCUCCUGGAGCCUAUCAGUUCGGGUAAAAGCUCCCUGCUGCGGAAAUUGGCUUCACAGGCUGCAGUCUACCUCAUAUGGAGAGAGAGGAACAACAGAUCGCAUGAUGCACCAGCUACUCCUCCAGAUAUUUUGUUCAAACAACUCGACAGACUCAUUAAGGAUAUUCUACUUGCUAGAAGACUCAAGAAAGGCUGCUUAAGUCUUUUAUCUCUUUGGCUCUCGUUCGGCUAA